UUUCUACUUUCUUGGAAAUGUUGCUAACUUCGCAAUAGUUUUUAAUACUUGCUCGCUCUUGUCGUUUGCCAAAAUUAAAAAAUCCGUUAAUGUUUUUCUAUAAUUAUUAUGAAAAUUAAUGAUUAGUGAAGUCCAGUUUUUAACAUGUAAAGGAAAUCAUAAAAUAUCAAUUGAAAGGGUAAAAUAGAAUUAAGGCUAUACUGUUAUAUUUGUAUUGCAUUAAUGGGAUAUCCAGAUCCUUCACAGAUACACCGAACGGAAAGAUCAGGUUCUCGAAAUUAUUAUGACCCAAGUCUUAAGAUCAUGAUCAUAAGUGAUCUGUGAAGUUUUACCAAUAUUCUUUCGUAAUUCGUACACACCACUAUCUAUUUAUAUAUGUGGAAAAUGAUGGACAUUUUAAACACUCAUCUUCAGUCAAAUACUUCCAAAGACAAGUCCUAUAUAUCGAUAAAAUCUCCGAUAAACAUACCACUUUCUCCAAGUUUUCAUCAAUCCUUAGAAAUAUCUGAUGGUAGAGAAUCAUUAGGCAUAUUGCCACCAAAUUUUGAUUCAGAAGCUAAUUUCUUUAAUUUUACUGAUAGAGAUUCGUUAAAUUUUAAAAAUAUUUUGUUAGAAGACUCAGAUCCUGGUAGAGAAUCUCUAGGUAUUUUACAAAUAAAUGACUUGAAUGUAAAUUUUGGAAAUGACACAGACACAAUGCCAGAUAUUAAGUUAUCAUUUAUUGAUAAAGUUAAUCAGACUCAUCAGAUUUUAGAUACAGGUUUUCUUAUUACUAGUCCAUCAAAAUUCUUAAUAUCCGCUACAUCACCUAAUUCAGUAUUAUCAUUUAACAGUAACAGUUUAGAAUUUCCAUCGAAAAUUUUUACAUUAACCAGAACUGAUUUUAGUAGUUCACUUUUUUCCCCCAGUAAAUCACUUUUCAAUAAUGCCCAUAUUAUAAAUUCUUGUGAUGUAGAACAACGUAACAGAAUUAACUCUCAACCUCUGCCAACUAAAACGACACAGGCAGAAGUUGCAUUCUGGAGCACAAGGAGACCUAACUACAAAAAGGAUUCAGAUAUAUUAUGUUAUGAACAAUUGAAGUUUGAUGAUGACAAAGAUGAUAUGUUUCAAGACUCUGUAUUUAUUGAGGGAAAUCAUAUUGCACAGAAAUUAGCUGAUGGCUCAUUUUUAAAUGAACAUUAUGAAUAUGGUCCCCUUGAUUCUACUCCACAACCUGAAUGGCCAACUGACAUGGAUGACAGUGAAUCAAAGAAAGAAGAAAAUGAUCAUAAAGUUGAUACAGGAACCGUUUUUAAAACAAUUGACAAACUAGUUCCGAGCGUGUCACAAUCAAAAUCUGAACCUAAUACAAAGAACUCUACUUCUUCCAGUUCAUCUACUAGAUCAAGAGAGGCUAAGGAGAUGUUACAAAACUUAUCUGACAUUUUUAAUACUACACAUAAAAGUGACAAAAUGAAAUUAGAAGGAAGAAAAUUGUUGAGCAGCUUAGCAGAAAUGCUUAAUAACACUCAGUCUAGCAAAGAUGAAGAAGAUUCAGGACAUUCGUCAAUCAUUGAUAAUGAUUCAGACAAAGAUAAGCCUGAUGUGUCAGAUGGAAUAAAACCAAAUCAAAUCUCAGAACAUACUCAAACAGUAGAAUCAACUAUAAAACCAGAAGCAGCGAAAACCACAUCACAACUAUCUCAGUCUUCAACCCUUGAUAAAAAAGAACAAAACUUAGAAAGAAGAAAUUCUUCCACGUCUUGUGUUAAUCUUACUACUACUAACAAAUCUAGAACCAACAGUAAUUCUUCUGUGAAGAGUGCACUCAGUAUUGGACCAUCUCUUGGAACAAAAUUUAAACCAAAAGUUGGAAAUCCUGGACUGAAGACAGGACCUCUAAGAGCUGUGAUUCCAGUAAAAGAUAUGAAAAAAGGUACUUCAACACCAGACCGAAUUGAGCAAAAAACUGUACAAAUCCAAUCAAAAAGAACUAGCACUCCUAUUCAUGAACCCCGUAUAAAACCUAUGGCUUCUUCAACACCUACAUUAGGAAAUGCUGAUAGUAACAGUUCGCCUAAAUGGAUGGCAAACAAACCUACACUUAACAGGUCGAAUUCUUUAAAUGACAAAUUAAUUAAAAAUGGUAAGGAUUCAUCUGGUACUCCAAACACCUCAAAACUGAGAAGACCAAGUUUCAGUUCAUCUCCUGUAUCAUCUAAAGAGAAAACAACCACAAGUUCAUCGGUGUCAUCUAGAUUCCAAGAACAAUACAAAAUAACCAGGCGAAACAGUAUUACUGAGGGACUAGCUCCACAAUUCAGCCAAAAACGCAGGAAUUCUUUGGGAAAGGAAACGGGCAUAAUGUCAUCUCUCCGUAAAGUUAGAGAAAAUUUGCUCAAAUCACCCUAUUAUGAUCAGAAAACUGGCAUUUUGGUAGAUGGAAAUAAUAAAAUAGAGACUGAUGUUGAAAAGAAAGUUACUUUUAAGAAAUCUUUAAACAAUUCAGGCGAAGAGCAAUAAUCAAGCUAGUAGAUCACUUUAAACCUUGAACCGUUAUGUGAAAUUGAAGAAAAGCAACAAAGAGAAUGCUCUGUGAAUAGGUUUUUAAAAAUAUUUGUGAUACGCCUGCUGCAGGCAGUUAAAAUGGGUUGUGUUUUAGUUAAAUAUUUAUUUUUGUGAAUUUGAUGUUUAUUACUAUGCAAUGUUUGAUUUUUAUAUUGUAUUAAAAUUGUAUUUUUAUAA
Messenger RNA from Diabrotica virgifera virgifera (western corn rootworm), 2727 nucleotides. RefSeq lists its product as uncharacterized. Lineage: Eukaryota; Metazoa; Arthropoda; Insecta; Coleoptera; Chrysomelidae. The transcript has 12 exons. The record is from RefSeq and is a predicted model, not a curated record. Bases 376 to 2505 code for a protein of 709 amino acids.